UCACAGACAUCGCUAGUGAAUUGUACCAGACAGAAAUGCCUUUGGAGCUGUCCCUUUAAAACUCGAGCAGCUACCAGGCUAACUCCUCCUCCAGGGAGGUUCCUUAUUAAAUGAGAGCCAGCUGGCCGGGCCUCGUUCUACACCCUAAGCAAUACCUGCGACUGAGGACUGCUCCCUGGGAGACGGCAGCCUGUCAGCAUGGCUCAGGAGUUUGUGAACGGCAAAAUCCAGCCUGGGAAGGUGGUCGUGUUCAUCAAACCCACCUGCCCCUACUGCAGAAGGACCCAAGAGAUCCUCAGUCAACUGCCCUUCAAACAAGGGCUUCUGGAAUUUGUCGACAUCACAGCCACCAGCGAGGCAAACGAGAUCCAAGAUUAUUUGCAACGGCUCACAGGAGCAAGAACGGUGCCUCGAGUGUUUAUUGGCAAGGAGUGUAUAGGUGGAUGCAGUGAUCUAAUAACUAUGCAAGAGAGUGGGGAACUGAUGACGCGCCUGCGGCAGAUUGGAGCUCUGCAGUAACCACAGAGCAGGACCCACGCUGACAUCCCCGUCCAGAGCUGAACAGCAUCGCAAAGGAUGACAACACUUCCUGGUGGAUGGAAUUUUGGGCACAAACAGCUUUUUUUCCUUCUUUUGGCUCAGUAUUUAAAAAGUGAACCAACCUGCCCCUCACCAAGGGGCCAAGAAGG
Molecule: messenger RNA, 689 nt
Organism: Microcebus murinus (gray mouse lemur)
Lineage: Eukaryota; Metazoa; Chordata; Mammalia; Primates; Cheirogaleidae
Gene: GLRX
Product: glutaredoxin
Cellular component (GO): mitochondrion
Molecular function (GO): glutathione disulfide oxidoreductase activity
Source: RefSeq, a predicted model, not a curated record